CAUCUGUUUUGUGUGUGUUGCAGAUUUCCACGAUGCCUUUCACCGUUUGGUUCAACCUGCUUUUGCUGUUUCCUGGCAUCAGUACAUCGAAGACCUGUUUCCCAGGAUGCCAUUGCGAAGUGGAGAGUUUCGGUCUCUUCGACAGCUUCAGCCUAACCAAGGUGGACUGCAGCGGCAUUGGGCCCCAUAUCGUACCCGUUCCUCUCCCCUUGGACACCACCUCCUUGGAUUUAUCGUCGAACAAACUGGAAUCUAUCAAUGAGUCCCUGCUGGCAGGACCCGGCUACACCACGUUGGUCAGCCUCGACUUGAGCAAUAACCGGAUCUCCCGGAUCACGUCGACCACGUUCUCUCGACUCAGGUAUCUCGAAUCUUUGGACCUGAGUCACAAUUCGUUGGUCACCCUUCCGGACGAGUGCUUCUCAAAGUCACCUCUGGGGGACGUCGACUUGAGUAACAACCUCCUCCUGGAAAUAUCGAUGAAUGUCUUUGCGUCCAAAGGUCAAGGGAAACCGAUUAACGUGGAUCUCUCGAACAACUUAAUAAGCGCAGUUUUAAGGCACCAGGACAAAGCUGUUCCCAACAUUCAGAGCUUGAGUCUGUCUGGAAACCGUCUCCGGAACAUUCCAAACCUUCAAGGGAUACCCCUCCGGUACUUAAACCUUGAUGGAAACCCCAUGUCGACAAUUGAGAAGGACGCGUUCUCAGGCCUGAAAGAUUUAAUCCAUUUGUCCCUCAGUGGUCUUCACGAUCUAUCGCUGAUCUCCCCGUACAGCUUCAAAGACCUCCCUGCCCUCCAAGUCCUUGAUCUGUCCAACAACCCUACCCUUAAGUCCUUGGAGGCGGAGGUUUUCCACAGCUUAAACUCUUUGCAAGAACUCAACCUGUCCGGCACGGGCGUAGCCGCUUCCUUGUCGAAAGCCAUGUUGAAAUACCUGCCUUCCAUCAAGAGCAUUACUUUGGGGAAGAACGUCAAGUGCCUUAAGACGAUCCGGGAAGGCCAGUACCACAGGCAGGCGGGGCUGACCAAGAAAGAGAUCCUCAGUUGUCACGACAGCCAAGGGUCCGUCGCCAUAGCGCCCUACACGUUGUGACAGGGGCCGAGAAGAAUGUACAGAUACCCGGACUAGAACACACAUGCUCUCGUAACAAAAAAAAAAAUCCAAUGUGCCUUCUGUAAAAAAAAAAUUGUUAAUUUAUAUAUAUAUAUUUUGUAUAUUCCAAUCCUUGAUUACAGUGAUCAAUGAAGA
Messenger RNA from Heteronotia binoei (common prickly gecko), 1250 nucleotides. It is a transcript of the gene TSKU, whose product is annotated as tsukushi, small leucine rich proteoglycan. Bases 33 to 1094 code for a protein of 353 amino acids. The record is from RefSeq and is a predicted model, not a curated record. Lineage: Eukaryota; Metazoa; Chordata; Lepidosauria; Squamata; Gekkonidae. The transcript has a single exon. Gene Ontology annotation, molecular function: protein binding.